UGUAGAAUGUAGAUAUUUUUGGCGCUCGAUAAUUUAUGCACAGUGUACGCGUCAGUGUUCGUAAAGAAAGGAAGUUCCCCUGCUAAAUUUAAUCAUGCCUGGUGGUAAAGCUGGUAAAGAUUCCGGAAAGGCCAAGGCCAAAGCCGUGUCAAGGUCUGCCCGCGCUGGACUUCAGUUCCCAGUUGGACGUAUUCACAGACAUUUGAAGAACAGGACGACCAGCCAUGGUCGAGUGGGAGCUACAGCAGCUGUUUAUAGUGCAGCCAUCCUUGAAUACCUGACUGCUGAGGUGUUGGAAUUGGCAGGCAAUGCAUCCAAGGAUCUCAAAGUGAAGAGAAUAACCCCUCGUCACUUGCAGUUGGCCAUCAGAGGAGACGAAGAGUUGGAUUCCCUCAUCAAGGCUACCAUCGCUGGUGGUGGUGUCAUUCCUCAUAUCCACAAGUCUCUCAUCGGAAAGAAGGGAACACAGAAACCAUAGACAAUCAUGCAUCACACAGCUACGAUUGGAUUAAACGCUUGGACAUAAGCAUCAGUGUUUUCAUUUAUUGUGAAAAUGUAGUGUACGUUGUCCUGUAGUUAUCAUUCUUCAUCUAUUCACCAGCAAUUUUUAACCUGAAUUGUCUUGUCUAUAAACAUUUUUAACAUCAUAACUCAUCAUUUUCAUCUUUUUAUCUUACAUGUAUAAAUAAACAUGGUUGUAA
Messenger RNA from Mya arenaria, 701 nucleotides. Its product is annotated as histone H2A.V. Gene Ontology annotation, molecular function: DNA binding; structural constituent of chromatin; protein heterodimerization activity. NCBI's taxonomy places the organism in Eukaryota, Metazoa, Mollusca, Bivalvia, Myida, Myidae. The coding region runs from base 95 to 478 and encodes 127 amino acids. The transcript is spliced from 5 exons. The record is from RefSeq and is a predicted model, not a curated record. Gene Ontology annotation, cellular component: nucleosome.